This is a messenger RNA of Lodderomyces elongisporus, 576 nucleotides long. It is a transcript of the gene MRPL36, whose product is annotated as mitochondrial 54S ribosomal protein bL31m. The coding region runs from base 1 to 576 and encodes 191 amino acids. Gene Ontology annotation, cellular component: mitochondrial large ribosomal subunit. The transcript has a single exon. Gene Ontology annotation, molecular function: structural constituent of ribosome. The record is from RefSeq and is a predicted model, not a curated record. NCBI's taxonomy places the organism in Eukaryota, Fungi, Ascomycota, Pichiomycetes, Serinales, Debaryomycetaceae. Gene Ontology annotation, biological process: mitochondrial translation.
AUGUUUCCAUCGCGAAUUUCCCGACCAGCUGCCGUUGUACGGCUCAACUUCAACUUGAUGCAGACACGAAACCGGUCGAGUCGACAAAAGAUCACAAUCUCCAUGGCCAAUGAAGUUAACCUUUCGUCUCGAAGAGUGAUGCGUAAGAUCCAACAGGGUAAAGCACGUCCCGCAAUAAUGUACCAGUUUGACACUUUGGUAGAACUAAGUGAUGGUUCAGUUAUUAAGCGUAGAUCACAAGCACCAAAGGAUGAAGUCCGUAUGAUCAUGGAUCAAAGAAACAAUGCUCGUUGGAACCCACACAUUCCAGAUUUGGACACAUCAGACUUGACUGCAGCCGGUAAGAUUGGUAAAUUCAAGUCUAAGUUUGCAGACUUUACGGGAGAAGAGGUUUCCAAGUCUACAAAGCCAGUAGAUGAAUUGACUCCAGAGGAAGAAGAUGCUAUCAAGGAAGAAGAGAAGAAGGCUGCUAAAGCAAGAGAUGCAGAGUUGUUUGACUUGAUGGGUGAAAAUGCCGAAGAAAUCACACAUGGUAAAUUGCACGAUCGAAAAGCAGAAAAGAAUAGGUUCAAAUAG